Messenger RNA from Adelges cooleyi (spruce gall adelgid), 7560 nucleotides. It is a transcript of the gene Prp8, whose product is annotated as pre-mRNA-processing-splicing factor 8. Gene Ontology annotation, cellular component: U5 snRNP; catalytic step 2 spliceosome. NCBI's taxonomy places the organism in Eukaryota, Metazoa, Arthropoda, Insecta, Hemiptera, Adelgidae. Gene Ontology annotation, biological process: mRNA splicing, via spliceosome; spliceosomal tri-snRNP complex assembly. The transcript has 41 exons. The record is from RefSeq and is a predicted model, not a curated record. Bases 257 to 7408 code for a protein of 2383 amino acids. Gene Ontology annotation, molecular function: pre-mRNA intronic binding; protein binding; U1 snRNA binding.
CACCAAAAACCGAAUGGUUAUACCUACCGGAUUGUUGCUUACAGCGGCUUACUCUCGUGUUUUCUUUUUUGUUCAAUGUUCAUAAUUCAUUCGUUUUGACUAUAUAGUGUAUACUUGUACGUUACAAACUGUGAACUUAUAAGUUUUAGUUAGGUUGUUGUGAAACAUGACAUUUUUCAUAAAAUACGUUAAUUGAAGUUAUUGUAAAAUGUGACUUGUCCUUAAACGCCAGUACAGUAUUAAAGUUUAUUGAACCAUGUCCAUCCCACCUUUUAUGUUGGGUGGAAACCCAUGGGCUCAGAUGAUAGUUCAACAACAACAGCAGCAAAUCGCUGCUGUACAGGCACAAGCACAAGCACAAGCCGCCCAUGCUCAGGCCGCUGCUGUCCAUGCUCAGAUUCAAGCUCAACAAAUGGCAAUGCAUCAGAUGUCAUCAGCUCCUCCUCAUAGAAUACCUGAACCUCUAAGUGAAGAGAAACUACAAGAAAAAUCACAAAAAUGGCAACAGAUUCAAUCCAAAAGAUUUGCAUCCAAACGAAAGUUUGGUUUUGUCGACGCGCAAAAAGAAGACAUGCCUCCUGAGCAUAUACGUAAAAUCAUAAGAGAUCAUGGUGAUAUGAGUAGUCGCAAAUAUCGUCAUGAUAAAAGAGUUUAUCUUGGAGCUCUUAAGUAUAUGCCACAUGCAGUUUUAAAACUAUUAGAAAAUAUGCCUAUGCCUUGGGAACAAAUCAGAGACGUCAAAGUGUUGUAUCACAUUACUGGUGCAAUAACAUUUGUCAAUGAAAUUCCUUGGGUUAUUGAACCAGUUUACAUAGCUCAAUGGGGAACUAUGUGGAUUAUGAUGAGAAGAGAAAAACGUGACAGACGACAUUUCAAACGAAUGCGUUUUCCACCAUUUGACGAUGAAGAACCACCCUUAGACUAUGCAGACAAUGUUUUAGAUGUCGAACCACUUGAAGCUAUUCAAAUUGAUUUAGAUAACGAAGAAGACGUUGCUGUUGCUAAAUGGCUUUACGAUCAUAAGCCGCUAGUAAACACGAGGCAUGUAAAUGGGUCUACUUAUCGAAAAUGGAAUUUGACGUUACCACAAAUGGCCACAUUAUAUCGUUUGGCUAAUCAACUUUUAACCGAUCUUGUUGAUGACAACUAUUUUUAUUUGUUCGAUCCUAAAUCAUUCUUCACUGCAAAAGCUCUAAACAUGGCUAUACCCGGAGGACCUAAAUUUGAGCCGCUUAUCAAAGAUUCAAAUCCUGCUUUUGUUCGAGAUGAGGAUUGGAAUGAAUUUAACGAUAUUAACAAAAUUAUAAUUCGCCAACCUGUACGUACUGAAUAUAGGAUAGCUUUUCCAUACUUGUACAACAAUCUUCCACAUUAUGUUCAUUUAUCAUGGUACCAUGCCCCUAAUGUUGUGUAUAUUAAAACAGAAGAUCCAGAUUUGCCAGCAUUUUAUUUUGAUCCCUUAAUUAAUCCUAUAUCUCAUAGACAUUCUGUAAAAAUCAACGAACCGGUUUUUGAUGAAGACGAAGAGUUUGAAUUGCCACCAGAAGUUCAACCAUUCCUUCAAGAAACGCCCGUUUAUACCGAUAAUACAGCAAAUGGAAUAGCUUUACUAUGGGCUCCCAGACCUUUCAAUAUGCGAUCUGGACGUUGUAGAAGAGCUAUUGAUGUGCCAUUAGUUAAAAGUUGGUAUAGAGAACAUUGUCCACCUGGCCAGCCAGUAAAAGUUCGUGUUAGCUAUCAAAAGCUGUUAAAAUAUUUUGUGUUGAAUGCUCUAAAACACCGACCGCCUAAACCACAGAAAAAAAGAUAUUUAUUCCGAUCAUUUAAAUUUACUAAGUUUUUCCAAACAACAACAUUGGAUUGGGUCGAAGCUGGCUUACAAGUAUGCAGACAAGGAUACAACAUGUUAAAUCUAUUGAUUCAUCGUAAAAAUCUUAACUAUCUACAUUUGGAUUAUAAUUUCAACUUGAAGCCUGUGAAAACUUUAACUACCAAAGAGAGAAAAAAAUCCAGAUUUGGAAAUGCUUUUCAUUUAUGCCGAGAAAUUCUGCGGUUGACCAAGUUGAUUAUCGACUCGCACGUACAGUAUAGAUUAAACAAUAUAGACGCUUUUCAAUUGGCCGAUGGGUUACAAUAUGUAUUUGCUCAUGUUGGGCAACUGACGGGCAUGUACCGUUAUAAGUAUAAGCUUAUGAGACAAAUACGAAUGUGCAAAGAUCUAAAACAUCUUAUUUAUUAUCGUUUCAAUACUGGACCUGUGGGUAAAGGUCCAGGCUGUGGAUUUUGGGCUCCUGGAUGGCGCGUAUGGUUGUUCUUCAUGCGCGGUAUUACACCGUUAUUAGAACGAUGGUUGGGUAAUUUAUUGUCCAGACAGUUUGAAGGAAGACAUUCAAAAGGUGUUGCUAAAACUGUUACUAAGCAGCGUGUUGAAAGUCACUUCGAUUUAGAACUUCGCGCUUCUGUUAUGCACGAUAUAGUGGAUAUGAUGCCGGAAGGAAUAAAACAAAACAAAGCUAGAACGAUUUUACAACAUCUGUCCGAAGCUUGGAGAUGUUGGAAAGCUAACAUCCCGUGGAAAGUUCCUGGGUUACCUACUCCCAUUGAAAAUAUGAUUCUUCGAUAUGUAAAAAUGAAAGCCGACUGGUGGACAAAUACCGCUCAUUAUAACAGAGAACGUAUCCGUAGAGGAGCUACGGUUGAUAAGACAGUGUGUAAGAAAAAUUUGGGUCGUUUAACUCGAUUAUAUCUAAAGGCAGAACAGGAACGACAACACAACUAUCUAAAAGAUGGUCCAUACAUAUCUCCAGAAGAAGCCGUUGCAAUUUAUACAACUACUGUCCAUUGGUUAGAAUCAAGACGUUUUGCUCCUAUACCUUUCCCACCUCUUUCCUAUAAACACGACACAAAAUUAUUAAUCUUGGCUCUUGAACGCUUGAAAGAAGCAUACAGUGUAAAAUCUCGGCUAAAUCAGAGUCAACGAGAAGAACUUGGAUUAAUUGAACAAGCCUAUGACAAUCCUCAUGAAGCUCUUUCAAGAAUUAAACGUCAUCUUUUGACUCAAAGAACGUUCAAAGAAGUAGGAAUAGAAUUCAUGGACUUGUAUUCUCACUUGGUACCUGUUUAUGAUGUAGAACCAUUAGAAAAAAUUACAGAUGCUUAUUUAGAUCAGUACUUGUGGUAUGAAGCUGACAAACGUCGUUUGUUUCCUCCAUGGAUCAAACCAUCCGACACUGAACCUCCACCAUUGCUUGUAUACAAAUGGUGUCAAGGUGUAAAUAAUUUACAAGACGUGUGGGAUGUCAGCGAAGGCGAAUGCAAUGUUUUGCUUGAAUCUAAGUUUGAAAAAAUCUAUGAAAAGAUAGAUUUGACAUUACUGAACAGAUUGCUGAGGUUGAUAGUGGAUCAUAACAUUGCUGAUUACAUGACUGCCAAGAGUAAUGUCAUCAUAAAUUAUAAGGACAUGAACCAUACAAACAGUUAUGGUAUAGUUAGGGGUUUACAGUUUUCAUCGUUUAUAGUUCAAUAUUAUGGAUUAGUUUUGGAUUUGUUAGUUUUGGGACUGCAGAGAGCAUCCGAAAUGGCUGGACCCCCUCAAAUGCCUAAUGACUUUUUAACAUUCCAAGAUGUUCAAACCGAAGUGGCACAUCCUGUACGGCUUUAUUGUCGAUACAUCGAUAGGGUGCACAUAUUCUUAAGGUUUACUGCUGAAGAAGCUAAAGAUCUAAUACAGCGUUACUUAACUGAGCAUCCAGAUCCUAACAAUGAAAAUAUUGUUGGUUACAACAACAAAAAAUGUUGGCCUCGAGAUGCUAGAAUGCGUUUGAUGAAGCAUGACGUGAACUUGGGAAGAGCUGUUUUUUGGGAUAUUAAGAACAGGUUGCCACGUUCAACUACUACGAUACAAUGGGAAAACAGUUUUGUGAGCGUUUAUUCAAAAGACAAUCCUAAUCUGUUAUUCAACAUGAGUGGUUUUGAAUGUCGUAUUUUACCCAAAUGCCGUACAAUUCAUGACGAACUUACACAUCGAGAUGGUAUUUGGAAUUUACAAAACGAAAUCACCAAAGAAAGAACUGCUCAGUCAUUUUUGCGAGUUGAUGACGAAUCAUUGCAAAGAUUCCAUAAUCGGGUUAGACAAAUUUUAAUGGCUAGUGGUUCGACAACAUUUACAAAGAUUGUCAACAAAUGGAAUACGGCACUUAUUGGAUUGAUGACUUAUUUCCGUGAAGCUGUUGUAAAUACUCAAGAACUAUUGGACUUAUUAGUGAAAUGUGAAAACAAAAUUCAAACACGUAUCAAGAUUGGUCUCAAUUCGAAAAUGCCUUCAAGAUUCCCUCCCGUGGUGUUUUACACACCUAAAGAGCUCGGCGGUUUGGGAAUGUUGUCUAUGGGUCAUGUUUUAAUUCCUCAAUCUGAUUUAAGAUGGUCAAAACAAACCGAUGUGGGCAUCACUCAUUUUCGUUCAGGAAUGAGUCAUGAUGAAGAUCAGUUGAUUCCAAAUUUAUAUCGUUACAUACAGCCUUGGGAAUCAGAGUUUAUUGAUUCUCAGAGAGUAUGGGCAGAGUAUGCAUUAAAAAGACAAGAAGCCAAUGCACAAAACCGACGUUUAACUUUGGAAGAUUUAGAAGACAGUUGGGAUAGAGGUAUUCCCAGAAUCAAUACCUUGUUCCAAAAAGACAGACACACUCUUGCCUACGAUAAAGGUUGGAGAAUUCGAACAGAGUUCAAACAAUACCAGGUUCUCAAGCAAAAUCCUUUCUGGUGGACUCAUCAAAGACACGAUGGUAAAUUAUGGAAUUUGAAUAAUUAUCGUACAGACAUGAUACAAGCAUUGGGUGGUGUCGAAGGUAUAUUGGAACACACAUUAUUCAAAGGAACUUAUUUCCCAACAUGGGAAGGUCUAUUUUGGGAAAAAGCGUCUGGUUUUGAAGAAUCUAUGAAGUAUAAGAAACUUACUAACGCUCAACGUUCGGGUUUGAAUCAAAUACCAAAUCGUCGGUUUACAUUGUGGUGGUCACCAACUAUUAACCGUGCUAAUGUAUACGUCGGUUUCCAAGUGCAACUUGAUUUGACUGGAAUAUUCAUGCACGGAAAAAUCCCUACACUGAAAAUUUCUUUAAUUCAAAUAUUCAGAGCCCAUUUAUGGCAAAAAGUACACGAAUCUAUUGUAAUGGAUCUUUGUCAGGUGUUUGAUCAAGAACUAGAUGCAUUAGAAAUCGAAACCGUCCAAAAAGAAACUAUUCACCCUCGUAAAUCGUACAAAAUGAAUUCAUCUUGUGCUGACAUAUUACUGUUUGCUGCUUAUAAAUGGAACGUUUCCAGACCAUCGCUUUUAGCAGAUUCAAAAGAUACUAUGGAUAAUACAACCACUCAAAAAUAUUGGCUAGAUGUCCAACUUCGCUGGGGUGAUUACGACUCACACGAUGUUGAACGUUAUGCUAGAGCUAAAUUUUUGGAUUAUACUACUGACAAUAUGUCAAUAUAUCCCUCACCCACUGGUGUACUAAUUUCAAUUGACUUGGCUUAUAAUUUACACAGUGCAUAUGGUAAUUGGUUCCCUGGUUGUAAACCUUUAAUUCAACAAGCCAUGGCAAAAAUUAUGAAAGCUAAUCCUGCUCUGUAUGUAUUGAGGGAACGUAUCCGUAAAGCCCUGCAACUAUAUUCGUCUGAACCUACCGAACCUUACUUAUCGAGUCAAAACUACGGAGAGUUGUUCUCUAAUCAAAUUAUUUGGUUUGUUGACGACACCAAUGUAUACAGAGUAACUAUUCAUAAAACUUUUGAAGGUAAUUUAACGACCAAACCAAUAAAUGGUGCGAUUUUCAUAUUCAACCCACGUACCGGACAACUGUUUUUAAAAAUUAUUCAUACUUCGGUUUGGGCUGGUCAGAAACGUUUGGGACAAUUGGCUAAAUGGAAAACUGCUGAAGAAGUUGCAGCUUUAAUUCGGUCUUUACCAGUUGAAGAACAACCCAAACAAAUUAUUGUUACUCGUAAAGGCAUGUUAGAUCCCCUUGAGGUGCAUCUUUUGGAUUUCCCUAAUAUUGUAAUCAAAGGAUCAGAACUGCAAUUACCUUUCCAAGCAUGUUUGAAAGUUGAGAAGUUUGGUGAUCUUAUAUUAAAAGCUACUGAACCUCAGAUGGUUUUGUUCAAUUUGUACGAUGAUUGGUUGAAAACAAUUUCUUCUUACACGGCAUUUUCUCGAUUAAUUUUGAUCCUGAGAGCUUUGCAUGUUAACACUGAGCGUACCAAAGUAAUAUUGAAACCAGACAAGACAACUAUCACUGAACCACAUCAUAUUUGGCCUACGCUGAGUGACGAUGAAUGGAUUAAAGUGGAAGUACAACUAAAAGAUUUGAUUUUAGCCGACUACGGAAAGAAAAACAAUGUGAAUGUUGCAUCUUUGACACAAUCUGAAAUUCGAGAUAUUAUUUUGGGAAUGGAAAUAAGCGCUCCGUCUGCACAAAGACAACAGAUCGCUGAAAUAGAAAAACAGACCAAGGAACAAUCACAAUUGACAGCGACUACAACGCGAACUGUUAAUAAACACGGAGAUGACAUCAUUACUUCCACUACUUCUAACUAUGAAACUCAGACUUUCAGCUCCAAAACCGAGUGGCGAGUCCGUGCAAUUUCCGCAACAAAUCUCCACCUCCGUACAAACCAUAUUUACGUGUCCUCAGACGAUAUUAAAGAGACUGGUUAUACGUACAUAUUACCUAAAAACGUUUUAAAGAAAUUUGUCACAAUAUCCGAUCUCCGUGCUCAGAUUUGUGGAUAUUUGUAUGGCGUUAGCCCUCCAGAUAAUCCCCAAGUGAAAGAAAUCAGAUGUCUUGUGAUGCCUCCUCAAUGGGGAACACAUCAGACUAUACACGUACCGUCGCAGUUGCCGAAUAAUCAUCAUUAUCUUGCCGACAUGGAACCACUCGGAUGGAUACACACGCAACCCAAUGAAUUACCUCAACUAUCACCACAGGAUAUAAGUACACAUGCUAAAAUAAUGUCUGACAAUGCCUCUUGGGACGGAGAGAAAACUGUAGUCAUUACUUGCAGUUUCACUCCAGGUUCAUGUUCGUUAACAGCUUAUAAGUUAACUCCCAGUGGAUUUGAAUGGGGACGUCAAAAUACAGACAAAGGUAAUAAUCCUAAAGGAUAUUUGCCGAGUCAUUAUGAAAAAGUACAAAUGCUGUUAUCGGACAGAUUCCUUGGAUUUUUCAUGGUUCCCGCACAAGGAUCGUGGAACUAUAACUUUAUGGGCGUGAGACACGAUGCAAACAUGAAGUAUGAACUUCAGUUGGCCAAUCCAAAAGAAUUCUACCACGAGAUUCACCGACCGGCACAUUUCUUGAAUUUCUCGUCUUUAGAAGACGGAGACGGAGUCGGCGCUGAUCGAGAAGAUGUAUAUGCUUAAUGUGUAUUCUAAUUAUUUUAUGUUAAGCUUAGGUUUUAUAAUAGUAUAAUGAUGAUUUUUUUUUCAAAAUAUUGCUGUUACUGAAUUGAUAAUCGACAGCCAUAGAAGACUGUCAUAGUCAUUGUCAAUAUAUUUUUACUUUAAUGAUACUU